AUGAACCCGGCAGAGCACUUUCCCAUCCCCCGCGCGACAAUUGGAAGGCUUUGCGAUGCCGUCCUCGCCUCCCUCGAUGAGGCUGCCAUCUGCAAGCUCGCAUCCUCACACAGCAACGCCCUACCUUGUCGAGUCCUCAGCAUCGACCGCGGAAGCUACAACGCAUCCGUGUGCCUCGACUUCUUUGGCAGAAUACCUAGGAGGCUGUUGCGUCUCCCGCUACGGCCCGCCGUGCGUGAUGGCUGGAGAAAGGUGCAGAGCGAGGCGGCGACGCUUGCGUAUUUGCGAAAACACACAUCCGUCUCGGUGCCAAGGGUAUGGGCGUAUGGACAGCACGCAAGGGUAACUAACGACCCUUCAACUCCUCAGCCGUACCUGCUCUGCGACUAUAUACCUGGCCAGUGCUUGACGCUGGGACGGGUUCGCAACGCCACGUCAAGACAGCGAAAAGAGCUCUUUUCGGAUCUCAUCGGCAUCUAUUCCCAAUUUCUCACACUUCAAUUUCCUGUCUCUGAAUCGCUUUUCCCCGGUACCGACGAAGAUGGCAACCCUCGUAUUGAGGGACUGCUCAGCAUGCCAAUGAAUGAGCUGCUCUUGUCAACAAGUAGCAGCCACCCAGUGCCCGGGAUUCUUCGUUCCGCCGCGAGUUACGUGGAUUAUCAUCUCGACAUUGUCUCUGAAUCAGCUCAUUUGCCGUUGAUCGACGGUACGCUCAGCCGUGUCAAGGAGCAGGCCUUUGCGCUUCACCACUUGCGACUGGAAGCGCAUCGAGGCCUGAACUGCCUGCAAUCACAAGAUGCUGAAUCAUUCAUUCUCACACACCCUGACCUGCACUAUGCCAACAUCGUGGUCAACAAAGAGCUCAGGAUCCAAGGCCUCAUUGACUGGGAGUUUGCGGGGACAGUGCCGCUGUGCCUGUUUCGGCCGCCGGCAUGGGCGACAGGUCAUGACGGCCGCGGUUUCCUCCCGCCACCAAAAGAAAUUUCAUCCGACUUUCAAAUGGCCCUGCAGUUGAGCGAGCAUCAGGAGCUCAAGCGUCACUGGAGGCAAAUCGGGGGGCCGGGCACAUUGGCCAUGGCCGAAAUAUUCUGCCACCCCAACAAACUCGAGCGCCUCUUUUACGACUUCCUGUUUCCGAAAAUGUUUAGCGACUCGCGAGAAGAGGCUGUGGAUCGCUUCUUUGCGGACAGCAAGAAUGCAGCACUGGCAGCCGAAGCGGCCGAGCAACUCAGAGCGUCUGAACGGUACACGGCGUAUCUGAAGGAGAAUGGACUCUACGACGAGAUUGGCGAGGCAGAAGCGAAAUUGGCUGAAAAAAGAGCGAAAAUCUUACAUACCUUGUUUCCGACAUGA
Cordyceps fumosorosea ARSEF 2679 is the source of this 1353-nucleotide messenger RNA. Its product is annotated as phosphotransferase enzyme family protein. The record is from RefSeq and is a predicted model, not a curated record. The coding region runs from base 1 to 1353 and encodes 450 amino acids. The transcript is spliced from 2 exons. Lineage: Eukaryota; Fungi; Ascomycota; Sordariomycetes; Hypocreales; Cordycipitaceae.